AUGACCAUGACCCUCCACACCAAAGCGUCUGGAAUGGCCCUGCUGCAUCAAAUCCAAGGGAACGAGCUGGAGACCCUGAACCGCCCGCAACUCAAGAUCCCCCUGGAGCGGCCCCUGGGCGAGGUGUACGUGGACGGCGGCAAGCCCGCCGUGUACAACUAUCCCGAGGGCGCCGCGUACGACUUUAACGGCGCGCCCGCCCCCUCCGCGCCGGUCUACGGCCAGUCCGGCCUCGCCUACGGCCCCGGGUCCGAGGCGGCGGCGUUCGGCGCCAACGGCCUAGGGGGCUUCCCGCCGCUCAACAGCGUGUCUCCGAGCCCGCUGGUGCUGCUGCACCCGCCGCCGCAGCUCUCGCCCUUCCUGCACCCCCACGGCCAGCAGGUGCCCUAUUACCUGGAGAACGAGCCGAGCGGCUAUGCGGUGCGCGAGGCCGGUCCGCCCGCGUUCUACAGGCCAAAUUCAGAUAAUCGGCGCCAGGGUGGCAGAGAGAGACUGGCCAGUACCGGUGAUAAGGGAAGCAUGGCCAUGGAGUCUGCCAAGGAGACCCGCUACUGUGCGGUGUGCAAUGACUAUGCCUCAGGCUACCAUUAUGGAGUGUGGUCCUGUGAGGGCUGUAAGGCCUUCUUCAAGAGAAGUAUUCAAGGACAUAAUGACUACAUGUGUCCGGCUACCAACCAGUGCACCAUUGAUAAGAACAGGAGGAAAAGUUGUCAGGCGUGCCGGCUGCGGAAGUGCUACGAAGUAGGCAUGAUGAAGGGCGGGAAUUUGAGUGUCAGUCAAAAGCUCAAUUUGAAGGUUGAUGACCUACUGACCAUGCCAUCAAAACUGCUUUUGUCAGGGUUACCAAUGACGUUCACGUUUCUAGAUCCAACAAGAUGCCAACCACCUAGUCCAGGCUCAGCACUGUCCCCAGGUUUCCUCUGCUGCCUCUUGAGUGGCAGAGUGCUCAUGCCAGUUGUUGUCUGGACCUUUGUGCUGUUCUACCCGCACCCGGCCAACUACCUG
This is a messenger RNA of Hyaena hyaena (striped hyena), 1005 nucleotides long. Its product is annotated as estrogen receptor-like. Gene Ontology annotation, biological process: steroid hormone receptor signaling pathway; regulation of DNA-templated transcription. The transcript has 6 exons. The record is from RefSeq and is a predicted model, not a curated record. The annotation marks the transcript as partial. Lineage: Eukaryota; Metazoa; Chordata; Mammalia; Carnivora; Hyaenidae. Gene Ontology annotation, molecular function: sequence-specific DNA binding; steroid binding; nuclear estrogen receptor activity. Gene Ontology annotation, cellular component: nucleus.